Molecule: messenger RNA, 1758 nt
Organism: Mytilus trossulus (common blue mussel)
Lineage: Eukaryota; Metazoa; Mollusca; Bivalvia; Mytilida; Mytilidae
Product: tetraspanin-18-like
Exons: 7
Coding region: 117-983 (288 amino acids)
Cellular component (GO): plasma membrane
Source: RefSeq, a predicted model, not a curated record
UUAGAGAAACAAUGUUUAUAUAUUUCACAACGCCAUUUUAGACUAUUUUAAGCACUAAGAAAGUGUCAGUUUGUUUUAAGGAGAUUAAGACAGAACAAAACUACAAAGGAAACAGAAUGGGUAGAGAAAUUGGUGCUUGUGGAAGGCUCGGACAAGUCGUCCUCGUUAUUGUUAAUAUUAUCUUUGGUCUUCUGGGAUUGGCUAUUUUAGUGUCAGGAGCACUUUUGAAGUUUAAAGAAAAUUUGGUAAAUGGUUAUGUGAGUGAUUUCCUCAGACAGAUUCAGUUGCAGCAUCUAGAAACAGACUUGGUUUCUGUGAUAUCUACAGUUGCCAUAAUAUGUAUCUGUGUUGGAGUGUUUGUUUUCUUACUGUCCAUGUUUGGUUGUUGUGGGGCAUGCUGUCAGCAAAAGAUUCUUCUUACAAGUUAUUCCAUUGUGGUACUGAUCAUUCUAGGAGCACAGAUAGCAGCCGUUGUUUUAACAUUCCAGUACAAAGAUGAGUGGCAGGGAUCUGUGAAAUCUGAGAUGAAAACUGUGAUAAAAGAUAAAUAUAAUGGUGAUAAUGGAACCGAUAUUAUUUCAAUGGGAAUUAAUGCAGCUUUCAUGGAGUUUGAUUGCUGUGGAGUUGAUAACUAUAAGGAUGUAGAGCUAGCUCCAGGCUGGAUUAGAACCUAUACCAUUGACAAUAAACAGGUGACAUUCAAGGCCCCCUAUUUCUGCUGUAAGAAUGUUGGCACAGAAACACCAGUGGUUGAUUCUGGACUGUUUACAUCAGUCAAUCAAACAAGAUGUGCUACAGAUCCAACACCAGAAAAUUCAAACUUCAAGAUGGGCUGUUUUAAUGCUUUGGAGGACAUUGUUAUGAGAUACAACGCCAUCUAUAUUGGAGUGGGAAUAGCUCUUAUGCUGUUGGAGAUAUUCUGUGUCAUCUUUGCCUGCUUCAUUUGUUGUAAAGGAAAAGAACCAAGAGGAAAAUAUGUUUAAAGGAGAACUUUGUAUUCCUGAAAUUUUAUAUGAUGAAUAACUCAAGAAAUGUAGUCUAGAUCAUUCCAGAAUUUUUUUAUUACAAGGUUUUCAGAAAUUUAUACAUUUGGUACACAGCCAUUUUAUUAUUCAAAUGGUUCUUUACAAUUUCUUGGAAUCCAAAAUUUGGAUAGACACUUAUGUUUUGAAAUAGAAAAAAUAAGUUGAUACUAGAGCAUUCAGUAAAAUUUUAGGGUUUAGGGAAAUCAGUAAAUUAUAAAAAAAAGGAAUGAUUUGCAUUAGGGUUAAAUUUCAAGAUUGCUAGCUCCCUACCUGGUUGCUAGGCUUUAUUUUGCAUUAUUAUUGUCUCUGAUUCAAUUAAACAUCAAAUGGUGGAAUUUAAAGCUUUUAUAUUAAUGAUGAUUUUUAGAGGAAAAAAGUGAAAGCACAAGUAUACUGGCCUUGUCAAAUUAUUAAUUAUUGACUGGCAUUUUUUAUAAAAGGCAUUAAUCAGUUCUCUUGAUAAAAUUUAAUGUUAAAGACCAAAUUCUGUUUUUAUUAUAAAAUAUAAUUGUCUCCUGUGAAAAGCAUUUGUUUCAAUUAUUAUCUAUAUAAAAAAAUGUCAAAGUGUAGACAGGGGAUGAUGUCCUAUAUAUAUGCUUGUAUAUAUCUGUUUUCCUUUCUUAAACAAACAACAAACCAUUUAAUACCAGUAAUGUAUGUUAACCCAUUAUCACAAUUAUGAUUUAUCAACUCAUAAAUUUUGUUAUAUGUUAAAGACCAAUUUUCAUAGAUU